This is a messenger RNA of Phycomyces blakesleeanus NRRL 1555(-), 579 nucleotides long. RefSeq lists its product as hypothetical. Gene Ontology annotation, biological process: protein modification by small protein conjugation; macroautophagy; protein lipidation. The coding region runs from base 1 to 579 and encodes 192 amino acids. The record is from RefSeq and is a predicted model, not a curated record. Gene Ontology annotation, cellular component: intracellular anatomical structure. The transcript has 3 exons. Lineage: Eukaryota; Fungi; Mucoromycota; Mucoromycetes; Mucorales; Phycomycetaceae. Gene Ontology annotation, molecular function: Atg12 transferase activity.
AUGUUGUCCAGAGAAGAAUUUGACAAAGCUGCUGAGUCACUUGUGAUUGCUUCAAAAGAAGAUUGGACCCUUGUAGGGCAGCCAAAGAAGUCUAGUAUAAUACUACCAAAUGGUGAUGAGGUUAAUGAGGCUCAAGAGGAAGAUGAGGUUAAUGAGGAAGAUGAGGCUUGCGGGAAAUUGGGACUAUCCCAGAAAGUGUUGACAAUGGAGCACCAUGUUGUGUAUUCAGCUACAUACUGUGUACCUGUGCUGUAUUUUAUGGGAUAUCAUGCAGAUGGAGUUCCAUUAAGCUUUGAAGAGGUCUACGAUUGGGUGGUUCCGAAGUGUUACCACAGUAACCUUCGAUUGGCACACACUAGUGUACAAGGAUCUUUGUCGCAGACCGAUCAUCCUCAUCUUGGAAUGCCUGCUUGGUUUCUCCACCCUUGCGAUACUUCUUCUUUGAUGGCUACUGUGGGUGCAGAAAAGCUUCAACCCACCGGGUAUCUUAUUUCUUGGUUGUCUAUAAUGGGCCCUGUGUUGAGCUGCAGUGUAUCGACCGACCUUUUGCUCAAUAGCGUAACCUUAAAAGCCUAUUAA